UUCGGCUACAUGUGUAAUCAGAAAUCGAGCGGGUGGGUGCUCUUUCGAUUUCCCCCGACACACACAGUGAGUUACCAAACCCUAAAGAACCCCACCAACAGCCUGAGGGGAAGUUUAAGUGAAGAUGGGAAACGCCGAUCCAGUCGAUGAUGAUCGGACCUUCAAUGGCGAUUUCAGUGACGAAGGAGUAGCGAAAUUGAAAGAGAGAGUGAAAGUUAAAUUGAAAGAGUACAUGGGAGAUUACACUGAUGACAUUCUUGUGGAGUAUGUGAUAGUCUUGCUUAAGAACGGGAGAAGUAAAGAGGAAGCAAAUAAUGAAUUGAAGAUAUUUCUUGCAGAUGAUAGUGAUUCUUUUGUGGCCUGGUUGUGGGAUCAUAUGGGUAAAAGUAAGGAUGAAUAUUUUACUGUAAGUAUUCAGAAUGAGGAGGUUAAAGAACUUGUGCAAAUGGAUUCUGAAUCUGAGAAAGGAAGGUCUGGUGCUCGACGCGGGAGAGGAUGGAGAAGUCAGCUAAGUAAUGCGCCUGAUGUUCCUCCUCUUCUGAGUUCUGAGGUUCACAGAAGUCAUAAUUACGAGAAGAGAGGUCACAGAGAAAGGCGUGGUAAAAGGUCUCCGUCUCCGCAGUCUCAGUCCCAUAGGAAGAGGAGUAAAACUGACAGCUCACGGAGUGAACAGAGGGAGGAUAAACCUGUUGUUUCUAGCCGGCUGCUUCAGUUUGCUGUGCGAGAUGCUCUGGCUACGUCAAAGCCCACUGAACCCUCAUUAAAACGUCUCCGCUCAGUGGUGUCUGCGUCGGCUCAAGACUCAUCUGAACCCAACCCAGCUCAGAGAAUUCGAUCUGCUGCGAGAGUCGUGAAUCCCAUGGAUACUGUUAUCAAAGCUGUCGCUGAAGCAGCUGAAGAUGCCAAAAAUCCAAAAUCUGGGAGAAGUGUCUUUGACAGAAUUAGUCAUUCCGCUGGUUUCUCUGAGGCUUUGGACCAACAUAUGGUACUUGGUGAAGUUUCCCCUAAGAAUGAAGAACGGAGGAAUUUUAGGGAAGAUCAGGAAUCGGUACAUCAUCAAUUCACGCAGCGUCUUGACAACAAUGGAAUGUAUGUGGAGAACAUGGCGACUUUUGACACUGGCUUGCAGCCCAACUUUUCGUCUGAUCGAAGCAGACUCGGUUCAAGUGUUAAUGUGUCUCACCCAAAUUCUUUUGUUGGGAACAGAAUUAACAAUCCGAAUAGUCUGCAGGAUCGUUUAGUCGAUGACCCCAGAAGAGUUAAAGGUAUGAAUUAUCGAAAUCACCUUACUGAAGUUGCAACCAAGCAGAAAGCUAUAGGUUUCUCUGCCAAUGCAGAUACAGGGAAAACAGUGAAGUUAGAAGAGCAGAUGAAAGUGCCAGAUGUGGGUCUGCAAAGGUAUAUGGACAGAGGCAGAGUAGUUUCUAGUGAAGCCUUCACAAAAUCAUCUACAAUAGGGAGUCGUAAUAUAAAGACUGCUUCCAGUGUGAAAGAAGACGCAGCUACCAAGAAAUCUGUUCCCGGGGCAUUAUCUACUACGCGCCCUUUGGAAGAUGCUAGUUCUCGAACAAUCUUUGUCGCCAAUGUUCAUUUUGGUGCCACCAAGGAUAGCCUUUCAAGGCAUUUUAACAAAUGUGGUGAAGUGCUUAAAGCUGUCAUAGUUACAGAUCCAGCGACAGGGCAACCAAGUGGAUCAGCAUUCAUCGAGUUUACACGCAAGGAAGCUGCAGAUAAUGCAUUGUCUCUAGACAGUACCUCUUUCAUGUCUCGGAUUCUCAAGAUUGUGAAAGGAAGCAGUGGGCAACAACAGGAGGCUGCGUCAUGGGCUCGAGCAGGAAGGUACGCAAGAGCCUCACCAUACCGUAGAGGUAUCCCUGGUGGUGCAUUCAGGGGCCGUUCUGUCAUUAGAGCUGGAGUAGCCAGAAGUAUGCAAUGGAAACGCGAUUCAGCUGAGACUACAAACAACAUCGUAGCUCCAAGCACUCGUAGCAUGACUUAUGUCCGAACACAAUCACAAUCAGACGGACAUGCAACAGUUUAAUAGAUAAAAACAGAGCAAGAAUCUACCCUGUCGGAUUUUCUCAUUUCGUUUUCCUUAUUGAUGACAUUAUGGUUCGUUCUUUCGUAUGGAUAAUAUU
This is a messenger RNA of Eruca vesicaria subsp. sativa (arugula), 2138 nucleotides long. The record is from the annotation of a GenBank genome assembly. NCBI's taxonomy places the organism in Eukaryota, Viridiplantae, Streptophyta, Magnoliopsida, Brassicales, Brassicaceae.